AUGAGGGGGGACCCUUAUGAAAUUUUUGAUAUCAGUGGAAAAUUUUUAGUUAAUUUUUUCUGAACUAAAUUUUUUUUUAAUUUUUGUUGUUUUCAAGCACAAAUCACAUUUCCGACUCAGCGUGAUUUUUGUUUGUUUUUUACGACUUCUAAUAAAAGCGAGAAAGAAUUUCAAAAGAAGCUCCAAACUCAGAUGGCAACGACACUCCGAACUAACGGUAGCGCGCACUCUUUACCGUAAAUUCUCCUCAUUUUCGAAAUUAUUUUUCCACCAUUUAUUUUUCUUUUUCUUCGAUUUUUCUUUGUUUUCUUCAUCAAUUCUUUGAUUUUUCGGCAAAAAUAAUUAUUUUCCGUAUAUUUAUUGGUGUUUCAGCAUUUUCGACGUUGACACGAACGAUUGGGAUUGCACGGAAAUGGCUGGAGGAGAGAAAGGAGAGAAAUGCGAUUUCAACUGGUUGGAAUGACGUCGAUGAUGAUCACAGUGUAUGUUCAUAAUAAAAUAUUUCAAUGUAAUGUAAAUUUUAAACAUUUUAGAAAAUACGAGGAAAUCUUCCCACCAAUAGUUCGAAUUUGUCGUCGCUAAGCCCACACCUUCUUGGCUCGGAUCAUGCUUUGCAGAGAGAAUUAACCUUACAAAGUGAGUUUUAAAAUCAAUUUUUAGCUCCUUUGGAAAAAACGAGCGGUUCCUCUCAACUUUAACGUUAAUUUUUUACAGAAAGAUGCGGAAUGAUGUCAAACUCCUCGAGCUGUCGCCGACAGAUGCUCAUUUUCUACGUUACCGCCCAUCUGAUGCUGCUCAGAAUCACAGAAUAAACAAUUCGAUCAAGUGGCUGCUAAUGAUGGAUCCAAGAAAUCGGGAAUCGAGACGAGGCUUACACUAAGCCGAAAUAUUAAAUAAUAUUUAUGUUUUUUUUUCCGUUUUUUCAAAUUUAUUUUUUCAUUCUUCAUGUACAAUAAACGAAAUUUUUGGCAAUUUUUCUCUUUUUGUAUUAACAUUUAAUAACAAAAAGCAGUAUUCCCGGUAUAUAAGGGCCUAA
Caenorhabditis elegans is the source of this 1036-nucleotide messenger RNA. NCBI's taxonomy places the organism in Eukaryota, Metazoa, Nematoda, Chromadorea, Rhabditida, Rhabditidae. The record is from the annotation of a RefSeq genome assembly.